AAGAAGUCACAUAGAUAUGGCAGCCCAGAUAUUUUGUGAAGACAGGUCCACAGCCACUCAUCCGCAGCAAGCACAUUGCUCCCACGACCGAUUCCUCCAUCCCUGCAGCGAGUACGGAGUACUCCCAUCUCUUGCAGAACCCGCUCCCUGAGGAUAAAGGAAAAACAGAGCGGCCAUGGCUUGUAUGCAGCAUACAAAUGUAAAUGGCACCAUUUUAUGCAAAAAUGGUGCCAUUUCUGUGGCGGGUAUUUCUGCUUUUCCGCUGUCAAUGCCCAGAACCGGAAACAUUGAAGGUUUGUUGAAAAAAAGGGUCAUCUCAAGAAGCUUAUCAACAAAGGAAACUACCCUCUUUCCAAGGAAUAGAUCCUACAACUUGAUUCCAAAGAAAGUAAUCUCUACAAUCCCCAGAAGCGGCAGCUCCAACAAUUCUAGCGAGAGAAAAGAUGAAUCCUCUAACCAGGAAAAGACACCGUUUGGAUACACAAGGAAGGAUGUUCUAUUGAUUGGACUUGGAGUUACAAUAGCUGGGAUUGGCUUAAAAAGUGGACUGGAGUUCUUCGGAGUUGAUCCCUUACAAGCAGGCAAUGUUGUUCAGUUGGUGCUGGUGCUAGGCUUGACAAUUGGAUGGAUUUCGACUUACAUCUUUAGAGUCUCAAACAAGGAAAUGACAUAUGCUCAACAGUUACGUGACUAUGAAAGCAAAGUCAUGGAGAAACGAUUGGAGAGCUUAACUGAAGCAGAGUUGGAAGCGUUGCUCGAACAGGUUGAGGAAGAGAAGAGACGCCUGGGUAGCGGUGAGCAGGUGAACUGAACCUCCAACACCAUUCCUUGAUCUCCAAAUGGAAAUACUCGGGCAGUAAUAGAAGCAGAUGCUCAAAUUUGCUCGGAAAUCAUCAUAGUUUGAACCUGAAAGAACAGCCCCAGCUGAUGCUGCUGAUCCCCUUUUGAUCAUCCAUUUGUAUAUGGUUACCAGGCUUCAUGAAGCCCAUAACUUGUUUAGUAAUUACAUACUGAGAAGAAGGGGCAUAGAUCUGUACCCCAUGUAUAAUGACCCAUCUGGAUAGAUAAAAGUGAAUGGCAAUUAUCCUUUUCCUCAA
Molecule: messenger RNA, 1097 nt
Organism: Diospyros lotus (date-plum)
Lineage: Eukaryota; Viridiplantae; Streptophyta; Magnoliopsida; Ericales; Ebenaceae
Exons: 6
Coding region: 176-811 (211 amino acids)
Source: RefSeq, a predicted model, not a curated record